GUGGAAAACUUUUAAUUUUCUCGGAUUCUGCAUUCAGAAUACCUUGCCGCCUGCCCUCUGGAACAAUUUCCCGGGGGUGACGUCUUACCUGCAGCAGAGCCCGUCCAGACCUGUCAGGCCUGUGGGAAGUAACACGAUAGAAAGCGUCGCAGACCUGACGGAACAAUUUAACGAAUUGACUGUAGUCGACAGAAGAACGUACAGGAGACCCCCGCCGACGUACCUGUGUCACUUGUGCUUCAGGAAAGGCCAUUACAUCAAAGAUUGUCCGCAGGCACGACCGAGGGGGGAUGGCCUCACGCCGUACCAGGGUAAGAAGCGCUGUUUCGGCGAGUACAAGUGUCCCAAAUGCAAGCGCAAGUGGAUGUCGGGCAACAGCUGGGCCAAUAUGGGCCAGGAAUGCAUCAAAUGUCACAUUAACGUGUUCCCCCAUAAGCAGAGACCCCUGGAGAAACCCGACGGGUUGGACGUAUCUGAUCAGAGCAAGGUCCACCCCCAGCAUCUUUGCCAGAAGUGCAAGACGCUCGGUUAUUACUGUAGACGCGACCAGUUGUGA
Dinoponera quadriceps is the source of this 556-nucleotide messenger RNA. Its product is annotated as zinc finger CCHC domain-containing protein 24-like. The transcript has 3 exons. Gene Ontology annotation, molecular function: zinc ion binding; nucleic acid binding. The record is from RefSeq and is a predicted model, not a curated record. The annotation marks the transcript as partial. Lineage: Eukaryota; Metazoa; Arthropoda; Insecta; Hymenoptera; Formicidae.